CCUUUUAAGUAAAUUUGUAUCACUUCCCCGAGUUGACGCAGAAGAGACUUAGAUAAGAUACGCGCAUAUAGUACAGACAGACCCGAUAGACUGAUAGAGUAUAGACACGUACGCACCGAAUACCUGCAACCUCAUUCAUCAACUUUGAGCCGCGGCCGAAAAUGAUAGGCUAUCGCAUGUUACGCCCAUGGUUGGGCAACCAGCUGAUAACCGACCUAUUUAAAGCAAGACCGGCUUGCGCUCCGUCAAACGCGGAGUUCAGACCGAAAAGUUUAAUUCAGUGUUACUGCAACAUGGCUUCCUACGAUAAGGCUGCAAAUCAAUUGGUGGAUUGGAAAAAGCAAAAUGCGACUAAGGAAUCAGCAACGACGGGAACCGGAUGCCCCUUGGCCGUAAAGGACGCCACAUUGACGGUGGGCCCGCACGGACCCAUCCUUCUGCAAGACGUCCACUUUCUCGAUGAAAUAUCCCAUUUCGAUCGUGAACGCAUUCCCGAACGUGUGGUGCACGCGAAAGGCGCGGGUGCCUUCGGAUACUUCGAAGUAACCCACGACAUCAGCAAGUACUGUGCCGCGAAGGUUUUCAAGGUCGGCCAGAAGACGAGAAUCGGCGUUCGUUUCUCGACCGUCGGCGGUGAGUCGGGUUCGGCCGAUACCGUGAGAGAUCCGCGUGGUUUCGCGGUAAAAUUCUAUACGGAAGAUGGUAUUUGGGAUCUUGUCGGAAAUAACACCCCGGUCUUCUUCAUCCGUGACCCAAUCUUGUUCCCGAACUUUAUCCAUACUCAAAAAAGAAACCCCGCCACCCAUCUCAAGGAUCCGAAUAUGUUCUGGGAUUUCUUCAGCUUGAGGCCGGAAGCCAUGCAUCAAAUGAUGAUUAUGUUCUCAGAUCGCGGUAUUCCCGAUGGCUACAGACACAUGAAUGGUUAUGGAUCACAUACAUUCAAAAUGAUUAACGAUCAAGGCAAAGCGGUCUACUGCAAAUUCCAUUACAAAACUGAUCAAGGUAUCAAAUGCGUGGAUACACAACGUGUCAAUGAUUUGAUAUCGUCUGAUCCCGACUACGGCAUCAGAGAUUUGUACAAUGCCAUUGCCGAUGGACGUUAUCCAUCAUACACAAUGCACAUUCAGGUGAUGACCAUGGAGCAGGCUGCCACUUGCAGCUUCAAUCCGUUUGAUCUAACAAAGGUUUGGCCUCACGCCGACUAUCCUCUGAUCAAAGUUGGAAAACUAGUCCUCAAUGAAAAUCCAACCAAUUACUUCGCCCAAGUGGAACAGAUUGCAUUCAGCCCCGCCCACUUGGUGCCCGGAAUCGAGCCAUCUCCAGACAAGAUGUUGCUGGGCCGUCUCUUCUCAUACGGAGACACUCACCGUCAUCGUUUGGGCCCCAAUUAUCUACAGUUACCCGUCAACUGCCCCUUCAAAGUUCAAAAUUAUCAAAGAGAUGGACCACAAACAAUCCACCACCAAGGCGGUGCGCCUAACUACCACCCCAACAGCUUCGGCGGUCCCACCGAUGACGCCCGCGCGAAACGACUUCUUCCACCUUAUUCCGUAUCUGGAGACGUACAGCGCCACGACGGCGGAGACGAAGAUAACUUCUCCCAACCAAGAAACUUCUAUCGUAAUGUGCUAGAUGCGGCACACAAAAAGCGACUAGUCGCCAACAUCGCCGAUCACCUCAAGGACGCGGCGGAUUUCAUACAAAAGCGUAUGAUUGUCCAUUUCUCAGAAGUAGACAAAGAUUUGGGCAAACAAAUUGCGGAUGCCUUGCAAGCGAAAACUAAACUUUCAGCCAAUUUGUAAAUGUGUCUUUUUUACAAAACAUUUCUAUUUUGUACCAACGAUCAUUUAUUUUAUAAGGUACGUUUGGUUAUAAUCUACCUGGUAUGUUAUUAAUUAGGUAGUUAGUCGUGUAUUGUCUGUUUUUUUACACCCUGGCAUGGAUGGUGAAAUAAAAAAUUUAUAAAAAAUC
This is a messenger RNA of Photinus pyralis (common eastern firefly), 1971 nucleotides long. RefSeq names its product catalase-like (gene Cat). The transcript is spliced from 3 exons. Gene Ontology annotation, biological process: hydrogen peroxide catabolic process; response to hydrogen peroxide. The record is from RefSeq and is a predicted model, not a curated record. Lineage: Eukaryota; Metazoa; Arthropoda; Insecta; Coleoptera; Lampyridae. Bases 162 to 1802 code for a protein of 546 amino acids. Gene Ontology annotation, cellular component: peroxisome; cytoplasm; mitochondrion. Gene Ontology annotation, molecular function: catalase activity; heme binding.